Aaosphaeria arxii CBS 175.79 is the source of this 1092-nucleotide messenger RNA. RefSeq lists its product as uncharacterized. NCBI's taxonomy places the organism in Eukaryota, Fungi, Ascomycota, Dothideomycetes, Pleosporales. The transcript is spliced from 2 exons. Bases 1 to 1092 code for a protein of 363 amino acids. The record is from RefSeq and is a predicted model, not a curated record.
AUGGCGAGUACCCCGCAGAAUUUGACUCAAGCAGUAGUUUCGUCCUUGCUACGCUUUGGCGACAAGUCCGCAUCUCAACAAGGCACUGAGAUGUUGCCUCCGAACUACAUGAUCAAUCUGGUCCUUGAAAAGACACCGAGACAUCUCAUCAAGAUGAAGCGCAACCAGGACGGUUUGCUCGAUGCACGCAUCCCACCUGAUGAUCCCCGUGCCACAAUGCAAGUGGACCAUGCUGAGUGGAACGCUGUGAACUCCCCUUUGCUCAAGCUCCCCGGGGAAUUGCGUAAUCUUAUCCUUACUAUGGCUGUGACGGGUGGUAAAAUCCACACUUCCAAAUCUAGGAAGAAGGACCCUCUCCCUUCCCCUUCACCAGCAAAGCGAACGACCACAAAUGGAGCAAAUCGGCCUCCAAGAGUCUACAAACCUAGAAUCAACGUACGUGAAGGAAUGCCAUUGGCCCCAGCAACUUGUCGCCAACUGUAUCUUGAGAUUGGGCUGCGUGUCUACUUCGGAAAUGAAUUCACGUUUACAAACGUAAGGACACUAUUUAAGAUAUGGAACCACAUGCAACACAUCCAUCGUAGAGCUAUCAGAGAGAUUCGGUUCCCUUGGUUUCUUCCUAAACCACUAUACUUCGGCAACUUGUCUGAUUGUGGUUCGCAGACAGUGAUCAGGAUAGAGGUGACCGAUCUUGAUCUCGAAAAAGUACGAGAUUCCUUUCUUCAGGGAGUCACACUCGGCCCGCCGGCCACGGUUCACUUUAGACAGGAGCUCGGUCUACCUUCCCGAACAUUGGGUUGCAGGAUUGAGCUUAUAGCCGUGAAGUCUAAAGCAAGGCUAUCUGAAAAUCCUACAUUGUCAGAAGUCACCGAGGCCAUUCGAUUGGAAGAACAUGCCAUUCGAUUGGAAGAACAUGCCAUCCGAAUGAAAGAAUAUGCUAUCCGAUUGGAAGAACAUGCCAUCCGAUUGAGAGCACAUACCAUCCAAGUAGAAAGACCUGCCAUCCGAUUGGAAGAAUAUGCCAUCCGAUUGGAAGAACAUGCCAUCCGAUUGGAAGGACAUGCCAUCCGAUGGGCAGAAAAUAAAUUCUAG